This is a messenger RNA of Dissoconium aciculare CBS 342.82, 2626 nucleotides long. RefSeq lists its product as uncharacterized. The transcript has a single exon. Lineage: Eukaryota; Fungi; Ascomycota; Dothideomycetes; Mycosphaerellales; Dissoconiaceae. Bases 310 to 2403 code for a protein of 697 amino acids. The record is from RefSeq and is a predicted model, not a curated record.
GAUCUGCGCCCAGAGGGAUCUGAUGCUCAUUGAAACCGCGAAACAUCACUUUAGCGCUUUGCCAGCAUCGCGGAUCCUAUCUUGGUUCGCGCCAGUCACUGUUUACCAAACGCGACUGGUGACAUCAAACAUGCGCUGUGCAGUGUGAUGACGGCGACAACAACAACGACACAGGCUCGCGCCGUGGUCUAUGAGUACAGAACUGCGUGAUUUCGUCUGACCUGGCUAGAGACAGGUCUUUUGCUUGACGACGUCCGGUGAACUCGCAGACGAAUUCACUUGGAUAUUCGCAUUGCGACUUGCGACAACAUGGCCCCUUCUGUCGCGAGAACACCUCCCGCUCAGUCUCCAUCACCAACAGCGAGCACGAUGGCCGAUGUGCCUAGUCCUGCAGCUGCAUCGCCGUCAUGGCAUUUCCCUGGCCCUUCGUCGCGAUACCACCUUCGUGAGCGCUCCAACUCGCAAGGCAAGGUCUCACGCCCGGCAUACUACUACGCAUCUACAGCACCGACGCUUGCGACCGAGAUUCGUGCUCACCGCCGUACGCGCUCGAGCUAUACAACUUCUCAAACCUCUUCUCAAAACACCCCACAUGGACCGGCGGCCUCCUCCCCGCGACCUGUUUCCAACCAUGCGCGAAGCCCGCUCGGUCGGUACCUGCCUGACGAUCACGACACCAUCAAGUCCCACUCUCGACAUGCUCACCAUGCUCAUCGCCGGCAUCCCUCACAGCCCGUCACUCCGGCCAAAAAUUCCACUUCUCGCCGCCGUGUCGCCCGCGACUCGCCCUUUUCUGACUACUUCACCGAUGAGGCGCGAUCUGUCGACCAGGCAGUCAUACCGACCGCUGCUCAGCAAGUUCUUGCGCACCUUGCAAAACUACAGUCAAAGCUGAUUCGCCAUGCAACGAAUGGAAGCGGGGCGGAUGGUGGUAAAAUCGAGGGUUUCGCAGCAUUGGCGCUGGUGGAGCAGAAAUUGAGCGAGAUUGACACAGCAAUGAGCGGACUAUCGUGUGUAUCGCGGCGCAAUCGCACGCGCCAGCAGCUCAGUGAUUCGGGCGUGGAGCUUGAAGCAGAGGACGAAGGGGACGAGGAUACCAAUAGCCAUGACGGCGGAAACUACCACAACAUCAACACGUCUUUUGAUGGCUCGGUGACUUCUUCGUCAUCCAAUCCGACCUCACCGUUCAACGACUCGCCCUACCUGGCCGCCACGCUGGACAGUCUGACAACCUCACCGGACACGACACCGCUCCCUCCACCACAAUUCAGCGCCGCCACCGCCACGACCAUGAAUCAUCCGCUGCGUCUCCACACACAAAUGGCGACUAUUGUCCGUAGUGUCAGCGUCGCGCAAACCGAACUGAGGCAGCGCUGUGCUGACGCACGCUUCAGCAACGAGCAUCACCGAGAUCAGCUCGAGGGACAAGAGAGUGCCCUGGACGUACUGAGGUCGGAGAACGAAAGCCUUCGGGCGGACCUGGAACUGGAGAAUUGCGAGCUGUUGUUCCUGAAGCUACAAAUGAAGGCGAUUCAGCUGCAUGUUGGAAGCGACCCAUCUCGGCACGAUGGCACCACGGAGGCUACUAAGCAGAAACAGGAAAGCAGUCAAGUCCUUCAGGAUAUUGAACGGUGGCAGGAAGAUUGGCAAGACGUAGCGGAGAGAUUCGAGCGCAGGAAAAGCCGAUACGAUGAAGACACUGUGCUGUCAAAGGGGUCUUCGCCGCAUGGGCCGCUCAGUCCGAAUCAAUUUGUCGGCCUCGAGACCAUCAAAGCCGGACAAGAAACUGAUCCACGCGUGCAAUGGCGGCUUGCGAUUACGAAGGAUGAGCAUCACUCAGGUCGGGUCAAAUCUGUCACAAUCGAACGCGUCCCAGACGUUGAAGAAAUACUCGACAACGAGGCUGGACCCGAGCGCGAGGAUCGUGAUCCCCAGGAAUCAAGCCUGAAGCUCGAUGAAGUGCAUGAUGAACCACUUGUGCUCGUAGGCGGGGCUGCGGAACCCCUCGCAGAGCUCGCAGAGCCACAGCUAGAUGCACCGGGCCUGACUGCGGCAGAGACGAACAGAGACCAUGACGACGACGAAGUUGCUGACGAGAUUGAAUCCGUGCAAGUCGAAAAUUUCGAGACUGGUUUUGUCGAAAGUGCCACUGAGCCCAAGUCAUCCGCAUAUGUUGAUCAGAGCACGCAGACCGAUCCUCUACUUGAUUUGCCGCUACUGGCUUUCCCCGACGAACUAUACCCUGCCCUUCCGGAAGAUGACGAUCUGUCGAAUCCGGACGAAAGAUCUUCCCUGGAAGAAGCGAUUACUAUGGCACCGUCUUCUCCAUUGGCGAAAAGAAAAUCCGCUUGGGAUGAGCUUUGGGAUGGAUUAUCAACAUUUGCAGGCAUGGAAGACGACUGAACAAGAUUGACCGACGAUAUUCACUUUUCUUUUCUUUCUUCUGGGGUGACAAUCAGACUGUUGGAUGUUCACAUUACUUGUACUUUUUUCCUUGGGAGGCGGCGUUUGUCCCACUUCACUUCAAUUUCUUUUCUUUCUCAUGAUGUUGUACUUAACGACCCACGCCUCGCGGCCAUUUGUUCAUCAUUUCCAAUCCUCGUAUCCUUCGGCAACAACGUCAUCC